This is a messenger RNA of Empidonax traillii (willow flycatcher), 3189 nucleotides long. It is a transcript of the gene CCBE1, whose product is annotated as collagen and calcium binding EGF domains 1. The coding region runs from base 20 to 1201 and encodes 393 amino acids. Gene Ontology annotation, molecular function: calcium ion binding. NCBI's taxonomy places the organism in Eukaryota, Metazoa, Chordata, Aves, Passeriformes, Tyrannidae. The record is from RefSeq and is a predicted model, not a curated record. The transcript is spliced from 12 exons.
GGAGGGGAGCGGCGGCCCGAUGGGGCGGCCGGCCGGCAGCCUGGCCCCGCUCCGGCUGCUGCUGCUCCUGGCGCUGGGGCACGCCUGGACCUACCGGGAGGAGCCGCAGGACGGCGACAGGGAGGUUUGCUCCGAGAACAAAAUCGCCACCACCCGCUACCCCUGCCUGAAGCCCACGGGCGAGCUCACCACCUGCUUCAGGAAAAAGUGCUGUAAGGGUUAUAAGUUUGUUCUUGGACAGUGCAUCCCUGAAGACUAUGAUGUCUGCGCUGAAGCUCCCUGCGAACAGCAGUGCACGGAUAAUUUUGGGCGAGUCUUAUGCACCUGCUAUCCUGGGUACCGCUAUGAUCGGGAGAGGCACAGGAACAGAGAGAAGCCUUAUUGCCUGGAUAUCGAUGAGUGUGCCACGAGCAAUGGGACUCUGUGCUCUCAGAUCUGUGUCAACACCUUGGGCAGCUACAGGUGCGAGUGUCACGAGGGCUAUAUCCGGGAGGAGGAUGGGAAGACCUGCACCAAAGGAGAUAAAGCUGGGCUUCCAGAGAAAUCUGAAAAUAUGGCGAAGCCAGGUACAUGCUGUGCCUCUUGUAAGGAAUUUCAUCAAAUAAAGCAGACGGUUUUACAGCUGAAGCAAAAGGUUGCUUUGCUACCAAAUAAUGCUGCUGAUCUUAGCAAGCAAAUCACUGGUGAAAAAGUGCUUGCAUCUAAUGCAUAUAUCCCUGGCCCCCCAGGACAGCCUGGCCAACAAGGCCCUCCAGGGGCUCCAGGACCAAAAGGGAGUCAAGGAGUUCCUGGGUUACCUGGACCUCCUGGACAGCCAGGCCCUCGUGGAUCCAUGGGACCUAUGGGUCCAUCUCCAGACAUAUCACAUAUUAAGCAGGGCAGACGGGGCCCCGUGGGCCCACCUGGAGCCCCAGGGAGAGAUGGCAGCAAGGGGGAGCGAGGUGCACCAGGACCAAAGGGGAUACCUGGCCCACCAGGUUCAUUUGAUUUCCUAUUGCUGAUGAUGGCAGACAUCAGAAAUGACAUCGCUGAGCUGCAAGAGAGAGUGUUUGGACACAGGACUCAUUCAUCAACAGAGGAAUUUCCAUUACCUCAGGAAUUUACAAACUAUCAUGACACAGUAGAUUUUGGAUCUGGAGAAGACUACAAACCACGGGCAGCACCCAGAAACUCCAGGAUACAGAAGGCAGACCAUCCUUAGCUAUGCCCACUGAAAAAUAAAGCCCUUUAGAAUUCUUCAAUAUAAAAGAUGCACUGACAAUGUAAUAUAUAUAUAUAUAUAUUAUUUCCCAGUUUUCUAUCUGCUUUUUCUGAACCAUGCUGCCUGUACUGUAGCUUUCCUGGUUCAUGGUAGCCUCCUUGCAGUAAUUCCGUACCGUCAAGCCUGCACUGUGCAUUGUACCUAUACUAUCAAGAAAACCUCCUUAGUAUAUAGUUUAACUAAGGCAUGCUCUAGCUAAUAAUGCAGACCACAGCAUUCCACCUGCCUACCUUGCAUUCUAUUUCCAAAUGACCCAGUACUCAUAUCUUGCCAGGGACAGAGGGGUAGCUGAACAUCAUCCCUGAAUGAUGUCAGUAAUGAAAACCUUGGUCCAGAGUUACUUUAUAAAUGCAAAUAUAUUAUACCACUGAAGUCAGGUUUCCAGCUACUGUCCCCAGGCUUAGGAAAGUGUGAGAAGUGGAUCCCUGUUUCACAGCAGAGGAUAUCUGUAAGUGAGAUAUUGUCCUCUAUUAUGCCCCAUCGUGGCAGAAAAAGGCAAAAAAUUAUGGUGAAGCAGUGAUACAAGGGUGCUGCUGCUUGAUCUGGAAAUUAUUAGGCUUUGAGUUGCUAGACUGUCAUUCAAAGACAGUAAAAAGAUGUUCGUCCUAAACUAACACUACUUCUUCCUCACCAUUGUCCCACUGCUCAGUGUGAAGGCCAGUUUCCUUUCUCAACAGAUUCAUGCUGAAUACGCUACACAAAGAUGAGCAAGAUAAAAGGGGAUGUUUAAAACAGGAAAACCAAUCAUAAGUGAAUCAGGCAGGCUUACUGGCAAGCACGAAAUCAAUCCCAGCCUUGCAGAAAGAGUCAGAUUCUGACCUCCUGCAGGUUCAUGUCUUCCUUGGUGAAAUUCUGAAGUGUGAGUGAUGUCGACAUCAGAGAGAGGCCUCAUGUUUGCAAAGAGCUUCCAUGUGUUUUGUUCCUCUGUUGCAUGAGAUCAACCUAAACGGCUUUCACCAAAUGGGAACACAGAAUGGCAGCGUACUUGGCUGGGUAUAUGGAGGAGUAUGAAUUGGUGCAGGAGUCCACAUGACAAAACAUUUCAACUUGGUACGAGGAUGGCUAAGUGAGGUACUGCGCAUGGGAUCCUGUAUUUGUGAAUGGGGAUAAAAGGGAGUGCCCUUUAUUUACACUGGAAAAUUGGAUGCACAAAUUAAAACAUACCUCAUGGAUGAUGUAUGUUACCAUUUCUUUUGGAUUACCACAGCUGCUGAGGACUUUGCCAUGCUUGGAAUACAAAGCAAAUAUCUUAAGCACAAAAUUUCAGUGUUGUAUCUGUGUAGCUGCUACUUCUACAGUGUGUUUAGUGCUCAGUGGUGUCCGUGUUACAAAUGCAAAGGAAAUCUUGUUAUUUUGCCAUGUUUUUCAGGGCUUGCAUGUUCUAAGAGAAUAAAUACAGAUAAAAGUAUAAGCAGGGCCUUUUCAGAUAACACAUAAAGGUUUGGAUUCCCUUCCAUGUUCUCUGGGCCAAAAGAUAGUUGGCAUAAUCCUGACACCACCAGUACAGGUCAUGCUGUGUAAACAGUUGGCUCUCUAGACCUUUCAUGUCUAUUGUGUAUCGUCUUAAGAGAAUGUAUUCAUUCCUGUAGUUGUUUCUCAGCUUCUCACUAUCACUAAGCCAUAAGCAAGGGCAUUAACUUUUAAGAACAUAAAUAUUCUGUACUCCUCUUCAUGUUAUGUCUGUAUCAGUAUUUACAAACCAAUGCCUGAGUCACAGGGAUAGCUGAAAAAAAAGAUAGUGGUCUUACCCUUGGUCCUUGGGCUUCUCCUCUGUCUGGGAGGAGCUCUGCCAGCAGCUGCAGAUCCAAGUAGACUUGUGAACCACAUCAUAGGGGAGACUUGAGGAAGGAACUUGUUGCCAAAAGAGGGAUGGUCUUAUAUGCAGCAGAAUGAAAGAAACCUCAAAGACAGUAUAAACUGAGGCUUUU